This is a messenger RNA of Populus trichocarpa (black cottonwood), 761 nucleotides long. RefSeq names its product early nodulin-like protein 3. The transcript has 2 exons. Gene Ontology annotation, cellular component: plasma membrane. The coding region runs from base 92 to 628 and encodes 178 amino acids. Gene Ontology annotation, molecular function: electron transfer activity. Lineage: Eukaryota; Viridiplantae; Streptophyta; Magnoliopsida; Malpighiales; Salicaceae. The record is from RefSeq and is a predicted model, not a curated record.
GAUAUACUUAUCUUUUUUCUUGUAGCUCCAUCAUAUCUAUUUAUCUCUUCUUUCUCGCCCUCGAAAAAAAAAAACAUUCACAAUCUGUUAAAUGGCUUCACAUAAAGUUGCUUUAUUAUCCUCGAUAUUGGUUGUUUCUCUCUUCGUUACCUUCACAGAAGCUAGAGACAUCAUGGUUGGAGGCAAAAAUUAUUCAUGGAAAAUCCCUUCCUCUGAGUCUGAUUCUCUCAACAAAUGGGCUGAGGCUUCACGUUUCCGAGUUGGAGACACACUAGUUUGGACUUAUGAUCCCAAAAAGGACUCGGUACUUCAAGUCAUUAAAAAGGAUUAUGAAACCUGUAAUACAUCAAGUCCUCUAGUUACAUACAAGGAUGGUAACACAAAGGUGAAGCUUGACAAGUCAGGGCCAUACUACUUCAUAAGUGGAGCUGAUGGGCAUUGUGAGCAGGGACAAAAGUUAAUUACUGUGGUUAUGUCAAUGAGAAGCCAUUUCAUGGGUAUUUCUCCAGCACCUUCUCCGGUAGAAUUUGGAGGUCCUGCGGUGGCUCCAACUAGCACUGGUGGUGUGAAUUUGAGGGGUAGUUUGGGGUUGAGUUUUGGGGUCUUGACAGGGCUGAUUCUGCUCUGAGGAAAUGAUAGUCAACAUUUGGGUUACAAGGAUUUAAUUAAUUUAUUUAUUUAGCUGGUCCGAUUAUCUUAGUUGUGCCAGAAAAAUAUUUCCAGUUUAUAUAUAUGAGAUGUAUGUAUGAGAUGUUCUUUGA